AGUCUCGCCAGCUGCCUACCACCGGACCAGCAGCCCAGCCAGCCGCCCAUGGCGUCCACGAUCAUGGCCCCCACCUCCCGCGUCCUCGCCGCCAAGACCCCCUUCCUCGGCCAGCCCCGCUCCGCCAAUGGCGCCGCCACCCUCCGCGACGCUGCCGCCUCCGCCAACGGCCGCAUCACCAUGAGCAACGAGCUGUGGUACGGGCCGGACAGGGUGAAGUACCUGGGCCCGUUCUCGGCGCAGACGCCGUCGUACCUGAGGGGGGAGUUCCCCGGCGACUACGGGUGGGACACCGCGGGGCUGUCCGCCGACCCGGAGGCGUUCGCGAGGAACAGGGCGCUGGAGGUGAUCCACGGGCGGUGGGCGAUGCUCGGGGCGCUCGGCUGCAUCACGCCGGAGGUGCUCGAGAAGUGGGUGCGCGUCGACUUCAAGGAGCCCGUCUGGUUCAAGGCCGGCUCCCAGAUCUUCUCCGAGGGCGGCCUCGACUACCUCGGCAACCCCAACCUGGUGCACGCGCAGAGCAUCCUCGCCGUGCUCGGCUUCCAGGUCAUCCUCAUGGGCCUCGUCGAGGGCUACCGCAUCAACGGCCUCCCCGGCGUCGGCGACGGCAACGACCUCUACCCCGGCGGCCAGUACUUCGACCCGCUCGGCCUCGCCGACGACCCCGUCACCUUCGCCGAGCUCAAGGUCAAGGAGAUCAAGAACGGCCGCCUCGCCAUGUUCUCCAUGUUCGGUUUCUUCGUGCAGGCCAUCGUCACCGGGAAGGGCCCAUUGGAGAACCUGCUCGACCACCUCGCCGACCCCGUCGCCAACAACGCCUGGGUCUACGCCACCAAGUUCGCGCCGGGCUCCUAAAUUCCUCACCUUUAGCCAGCCAUUGUAGACUACUCCACCGUUUGAUGUACCAUACGCAUGCACAGAUUGUACGAUGUGAUCCAUCAUCCAGAAUCCAGAACUGAAGAAAGUGAAGGGGUUUUCGGUUUGCA
Oryza brachyantha (malo sina) is the source of this 986-nucleotide messenger RNA. RefSeq names its product chlorophyll a-b binding protein of LHCII type III, chloroplastic. Lineage: Eukaryota; Viridiplantae; Streptophyta; Magnoliopsida; Poales; Poaceae. Gene Ontology annotation, cellular component: chloroplast thylakoid membrane; plastoglobule; chloroplast envelope. The transcript is spliced from 2 exons. The record is from RefSeq and is a predicted model, not a curated record. Gene Ontology annotation, biological process: photosynthesis, light harvesting in photosystem I; response to light stimulus. The coding region runs from base 49 to 855 and encodes 268 amino acids.